AGUGGUCGGAACUCUGUUUUUCAACGGCUCUGUUGAGAAGGAUGUAAAGGCGAACGCGGAUUGGACGAUCAUGUAAGACACGUGAUGUCGAUCACAUGACGCCCUUGUAAACAUCCAGCAUGGCGGACGUGGACAGGCAGAGAUGCAUUAGCGCAUUAUUGAAAGGCAUCACGCAACGGUUUUAUUAUGGGAACUCCGACAUCACUGAGGACUUGCUUAAAAAUGAGCUUUAUGCAGAGAUGCCACAGGAGGAGUUUCACGCUUUACACGAGAAGAUGAGAGCGCUUUUAAAGUCCAUUGCAUCUGCAGAUAUGGACCAGGCGCAGCUUGAAGCUUUUCUCACAGCACAGACUCGCAAGCAGGGUGGCGGUGGAGUGAGUCCGGAGCAGGCGGCCGCUCUGUCACGCUUCUGGAAGGCCCACCGUGCACGGGUGCGAGAGAGCCUGCUGUCUCAGAGCCGCUGGGAGCCUGGCCUGAGGGGCCUGAAGUGGCGGGUGGACCUGCACAGUUCUUCCAGCAGGGGGCAGCUGACGAACAGCCCUGUGGCCCUGGUGGAAUUAGAGCUGGGUCGCACUGGUGAGAACUCGGAGUUUAUGUGCUUGGAGUUGGAUGAGCAGAAGGUCAAUUCAGUCCUGAUGAAGAUGGCGGAACUUCAAGAAAGCAUCGACCGUAUUGUGCACCACAGCUAGAGCCUUGUGCACGCGGGCGUGUUUGUGUGUUAGUGUGCGUGGGUGUCUUUUGCCAUUGUGCCAUUUUGAAACUAACACCAAUAACAACAUAAAUUGUUAUUAUGUUUUAUUUUUUAAAAGCUGUUUUUUUUCUCUCAUUGGACUUUAUGUUCUGGUUUUGGUAAUAAUAUUAAAGUAAUAAACCACACACACCAACAUGAAUAAUGCAUGCGUGUCCAAAGUCGUCUUGUUUUACAAACUCUGUUUGUAUCCUAACAGCCACCGGCAAGUCUUUACACAUGUUACAAACGUUUGUAUAUUUCAUUUUUAAGAUAAAGUUUGUAGAUAAAAACCAAAACAAAUACAUCAAAAUAGUGAGCCCACUAAUUUUAUCAUACAGUUUGACAUUCAUUUCUGUAAAAAUUGGUCAUAAUUGACUAAAAUGAUUAAAUAAAUGACUAAACACAGA
Messenger RNA from Triplophysa rosa, 1137 nucleotides. It is a transcript of the gene commd1, whose product is annotated as copper metabolism (Murr1) domain containing 1. The record is from RefSeq and is a predicted model, not a curated record. Gene Ontology annotation, cellular component: endosome. Gene Ontology annotation, biological process: negative regulation of sodium ion transmembrane transport; positive regulation of protein ubiquitination; negative regulation of protein localization to cell surface. Lineage: Eukaryota; Metazoa; Chordata; Actinopteri; Cypriniformes; Nemacheilidae. The transcript has 3 exons. The coding region runs from base 120 to 689 and encodes 189 amino acids.